AUGGCAAGCUUCGCGGACGAAUUGUUCGCCGACUUUGGCUCGGACGAUGAACAGGAGAUUGGUCUUCAAGAGCAGGGCGAGGCUCCCUUAUCCACCAACGGAAAUGGCACGCAAAUGCGUAAACGCAGUCAUCCAGAGGACGAAGAGGAGCCAAAAAUCAAACGCGUACACAUAGAUGAUGCGGAUCUUGACGAUCUCGAAGACGGGAGCGACGAUGACGAUCAAGGUAUGGUGGAUGGAAACGCGGCAAAGUCUUCAGCAGCCUCGUUAAACGGAGAGCAAGGCAGUACCAAUGGCAUACCGCUUGGGCGCAACGCUGUACAGCCCGCUGCCGAAAGAGAUCAAGCGGAAGUGGACGAGCUCGACCUGACGAACACCACCAGCGUCCGAAACGUCGCCUCACUUCUAGAAAACGGCAGCAAAGUGAAGCAAGUCCUUGAGCAGAUCGACCACUUCAUGGCUCUCGCCGAGCCUGAUCUCGCCGGAGUGCUAGAAGAUUCGCCAGAAUACCACCUCAUCGUCAAAGCGAACAAUGUUGCCGUCGAUGUUGAUAACGAAGUGAUGGUCGUACACAAGUUCAUCCGCGACCACUACUCGCCACGCUUCCCCGAGCUCGAAUCGCUCAUCCCAAAUCCCUGGGACUACGUCCAAGCGGUCAAAGCGAUCGGCAACUAUGAUACCAUCCCUACGUCUUCCCUGGAAGGUGUUUUGCCACAUGGAACCGUCGUAGUCAUUAGCAUGGCAGCUUCGACUACAACUGGUCAAACCCUUCCUGUAUCCGAAUGGCAUGCUGUGCAAGAAGGCUUGGAAAUGGUUUUGGAGCUCGAGUCGGUGCGUUCGCGAAUUCUCGCUUAUGUUGAGUCACGCAUGGCGUUCGUCGCGCCCAACCUAUCCGCUGUCGUCGGCACACGCACGGCUACCAAGCUGCUGGGCGUUGCCGGAGGUUUGGAUGGCCUGUCCAAGAUCCCAGCUUGCAACCUCCACCUCCUCGGUGCUGCCAAAAAACACUCGAUGGGUCUUUCAUCAGUUCACGGAGGCUCAGCACGCUCGACUGGAUUCAUCGUGCAAAGCGAUCUGGUUGCCAACACGCCCGACGACUACAAGCGACAAGCGAUUCGCAUGGUCUCUGCUAAAGCGCUGCUAGCCGCACGAAUGGAUGCAGGUAAGACCACGAGUCGCGACGGCUCAUACGGUGUAAAAUUGCACGAAGAACUACUGAAAAAAAUCGAAAAGCUCCUCGAACCUCCGCCGCAGAAGCUUGAAAAGGUACUGCCCAUUCCAAAAGAGGGCGGCGGUAAGAAAAAGCGCGGUGGGCGAAAGGCACGCAAAGCCAAGGAGCGGAACGGGAUGACGGAACUGCGCAAGAUGCAGAACCGGAUGGAAUUCGGAAAGCAGGAAGAAGAGGCGAUGAGCUACGAUGAGUCGGUGGGUCUGGGUAUGAUCCAUAGUUCGGCUUCGGGCAGGAUAAGGGCGCAGGGUGCCGAGGAUCGAUCGAAGAGCAGAAUGAGUAAGGCAAAUAAGAAUCGCUUGGCUGCGCUGAAGACGGCGAGUGGGGCGGGUGGAAUGAGUUCCGUAUUACGUGGAGGGCUUGUGGAUGGUACGGCGUCAUCAUUGUCGUUCACACCGGUACAGGGCAUCGAACUGGUUGAUCCCAGUAGACAGUCGACGGCAGGUAGAGCGCAGGGCGUGGAGAACGCGAAAUGGUUCAAACAGGGUCAAUUUUCGUUGUUGCGCGGUGCAAAGGCUAACUUGCCACGUACCAUGGGUCCUCCACCUCCCCCGUUUACAGGCGGGUCGUAA
This is a messenger RNA of Mycosarcoma maydis (corn smut), 1800 nucleotides long. RefSeq names its product U4/U6-U5 snRNP complex subunit PRP31. The transcript has a single exon. Gene Ontology annotation, biological process: spliceosomal tri-snRNP complex assembly; mRNA splicing, via spliceosome. Bases 1 to 1800 code for a protein of 599 amino acids. Gene Ontology annotation, cellular component: precatalytic spliceosome; U4/U6 x U5 tri-snRNP complex; U4 snRNP. The record is from RefSeq and is a predicted model, not a curated record. NCBI's taxonomy places the organism in Eukaryota, Fungi, Basidiomycota, Ustilaginomycetes, Ustilaginales.